Messenger RNA from Acaulospora morrowiae, 258 nucleotides. Lineage: Eukaryota; Fungi; Glomeromycota; Glomeromycetes; Diversisporales; Acaulosporaceae. The record is from the annotation of a GenBank genome assembly.
AUGCACUUCCAAAUUUGUGACAAGGAUACCACAACACAAGUGUGCUUCGGACUUGACCGCGAGUUUAUCGCUGGUCACGCGAGUCACUCUCCCUCAAAUCUGAACUCCGUGAAAGGUGCGAUAUUUAUCCAUAAUGAGACGCAUAAUAACGGUACCGCAAAGGUGCAUUGGGGGGUGUUAUUCAAGAAAAGUUCGCACACACUUUCCAAUGCAUUUAGUAAAGGGCUCAGUAAAAACCAUGGUCCAUUUCAAGAAUGA